CAUGCGUGUAAGAUGGAGAGAAUCAUCACUCGUAUUACGGUCAAUGUUAACGCACCCGAUUCAAGAGCAAUCUGAUCUACAGCUGAUCGUUGUGCCGAUCAGAGAGAAAAGAGAGGAAGACACGAUUUCACGAAUGCAUGCUAAAGAAACUCUGAGCCAAGAGAUCGACCAUUGAAGAACCAGUUUUUGAGAGCACAUAUCGCAACAGUCAGUUCAUGACACUUGCUGGUUGUGGUAAAGAUUGUCCAAGUUCUAGUCUGGUUGUCAAAUUCUUCCUCUUUAGUUUUUGCGGUGAUUCCCCGCGUGCGUUGGGAGCAUUUUAAUUCUUGCAAUGAAGUGGACUUUAAUGUUGGUGUUUCUUGGUCAAACGGUGGCCUACACAAUUCCCACAGUACGCUUCGAAUAUCCGGGAACGCGAGGAUUCCGUGCCAGCAUUCCCGACACUCCCGGCUUAGAGAUGUUUGCCUUUCAUGCGCGCCUCAAUAAACCGUUCGAAAGGUUCGAGGAGGGUGAUUAUGCGGAAGAUGUUACCCGACCGGAUGAGAAUGGAAUGUGGACGUACGACACAAACAAACCAGUCCUCCAGAAUGGCACCAUCAUAUACUACUGGGUGUACGUUCAGUUUGAUAACCAAGGUUACUGGCUAACGGACAAGAAACACACCGUUCUCCGGACCAAGAGUACGGUGGCUCCGAAAACGGCCGCACCAAGGCCGGCGGCUACACCGAAACCUACCACUACAACGGUGGCACCGUGUCCUCCCACACUCACCACGUACAACGGUGGCCAAUCGACCUGUGCCGGGAAGCUAAUCUUUGAGGAUACAUUCGAGCAGGGUAGUUUCGCACCCAAGUGGCAGCACGAAAUCCGAAUUCCACUGGACACAGAUUCGGCAGAAUUUGUGUCAUACCAGAACUUGCCGGACAAUAGCUACAUUGCAGCGGGUCGUCUUGUCAUUGUCCCAACGCUUGUUAACAUGAAUGCGGAUUACACCGAUGAACGCAUCCGCACGGGAGACCUCAUAUUGCAGGGCUGUACCUCGCCUACCAACAAUCCGUACGAAUGUCAACGAAAAGCUGCCCGCUCGACGAUUCUACCACCCGUGGUGUCGGCUAAAUUGAACACCAAAAAUUAUUUCCGCUUCCGGUAUGGGCGUGUCGAGAUACGUGCCAAGCUACCGAAGGGAGAUUGGAUUUUUCCCCAACUGUUCCUUCAGCCGUACGAAAACUAUUACGGAUAUGCCGACUACGCAUCCGGACAAAUGUGGAUCGCCCACAUCCUGGCAAACCGGAUGCUGGUGGCACGUGACGGCAAACAAAUUGAUGGCCAUCGAUUGCGGGGUGGUGUACUGAUCACCAACAGUGGCCCAGUUAGAUCCGACUUUUUGCGCUCCAAUCUUAAUGACGAUCAUUUUGGCGAUCAGUUCCAUGUGUACGGGUUGGUAUGGACGCCGGAACAAAUAUUGCUCACCAUCGAUGGGUUUCAGUAUGGUGCGGUACGUACCAACUUCCGCCAGCACGCCCAACAGCACAACUUAACCCAGGCGAACCUAUGGAAUGCGGAGGCACCGCUUGCACCAUUCGAUCGUGAGUUCUACGUCUCACUUGGUGUUGGUGUUGGUGGGGUAAAAGAUUUCCCCGACCUUUCCCAAACUGGACCAUCGAAAAGCGCUAAACCAUGGAACAAUACCAGCCCAAAGGCGGAAUACUUUUUCUAUCAGAAUCGCAACACGUGGUAUCGAACAUGGACCGAACCGGAACUAACGAUUGAUUAUGUGCGUGUUUACGCCCUAUAACAACACUCGCUGCUUAUUGAACGAUGCAAAAUAAAGCCCUUUUAAGUGGACGAUUGUUCACUGAUACGAUA
This is a messenger RNA of Anopheles funestus (African malaria mosquito), 1866 nucleotides long. Its product is annotated as gram-negative bacteria-binding protein 1-like. Gene Ontology annotation, biological process: carbohydrate metabolic process. The transcript is spliced from 6 exons. The record is from RefSeq and is a predicted model, not a curated record. Lineage: Eukaryota; Metazoa; Arthropoda; Insecta; Diptera; Culicidae. Gene Ontology annotation, molecular function: hydrolase activity, hydrolyzing O-glycosyl compounds; carbohydrate binding. Bases 332 to 1795 code for a protein of 487 amino acids.